Molecule: messenger RNA, 1044 nt
Organism: Candida tropicalis MYA-3404
Lineage: Eukaryota; Fungi; Ascomycota; Pichiomycetes; Serinales; Debaryomycetaceae
Exons: 1
Source: RefSeq, a predicted model, not a curated record
AUGUCAGGUAAACUUCCCAGGGCAACAUUAGCUCAAAAACUCCAGAUACUAGAUUAUUAUCAUAAAUCAGAUCGACCACAACUGGAAACUGUUGAAAAAUUCAAAGAUGAAAUCUCCAUAUCUACUUCAUCAUUAAGUGAAUGGAUUAAGCAUGAAGAGGAAUUGAGAAAACGAUAUAAUCAAUCAGAUUUUAAAUUUUCUAAAAAUAGUAGACGUAAAGUGAAAUUUAAAUAUGAAGAUAUAAAUAAAGCUAUGGAUAAAUUAGUAAUUGGAAGAUUAGAAAGAAAUGAACCAAUUACUGAGCCUAUAUUAAGAGAAUAUUGGUCAAUUUAUGCUCAUCAGUAUGGUGUUGAUGAUCCAAAAAGAUUACACAGUUUUAGUCAUGGUUGGUUAAGUCAAUUCAAGAAACGACACGGAAUUACUAGAAAAACAAAUGCAGAGAAACAGUCAUCAGGUAUGAAUAAUGAGAUGACUCAUGCUGGGGAACCAAGUUCUACUUCAAGUAAUACAAAUUUAUUGAGUGAAACUCCUGGUACAACUAUUGUCAAUGGUAGAGGUAACGCACAUACUUCCACAUCAUCAUCAUCAUCGUCUUCGGCAUCAUCAGCAAUGUUGUCUUCCAGGAAUAAUAACGGAAGUACUGAACAGACAAACGAGUUUGAAACGUUGAAUUUAAUGGGUAAUAAGGAUGACGAUAAUUUUGAUGGCAAGUAUGCGACGAUAAGUCACGAAUCAAGAACUCGUGAUUCUCCAAUUGUUGAUGACGUUGAACCAAGGCGAAAGAAAUCGAGAAUAGUCAGUGAAACAGAGACCACAAAUAAUGAUACAACUACAAGAUUGACAACACGUAAACAACGUGUGUCAAAACCCCAAAAUCAAGAAGAACUGAAUGAAGUAGGUGUUGCAAAAGUAAAUAGUCCUCAAGAGGGUCAUAUACAACACCCACAACCACAACCUCAACAAAACCAACUAAUACAAGAACUGCAACCACCACCACAACAACAUCUCCAUCAUCACCAUCAACCUACAGGUACCGAUAAUAAC